Messenger RNA from Synchytrium microbalum, 372 nucleotides. RefSeq lists its product as uncharacterized. The record is from RefSeq and is a predicted model, not a curated record. Bases 1 to 372 code for a protein of 123 amino acids. Lineage: Eukaryota; Fungi; Chytridiomycota; Chytridiomycetes; Synchytriales; Synchytriaceae. The transcript has 3 exons.
AUGAAGGCGGGACAGCAAGCCUACCCACAUAUAGACCAGAUGCAGAUACCCACCAAACCGAUACCUAUAGCCUCACAGGAGCCCAUACAGAACUUUCCCUCAUCACAAACGCCAGACGACGACAUUUGUGGCGCACUAUCCUCACAGCAGCAGAUACAGUCAUAUCAAUUAGGGAAUGACAACGGCAAAGGCCUUACACCAAGUGCUGUAGGAACAUCGUAUGCUUGGGGAACUCUGACAUUUGGCAUGGGUAGACUACUCGAAGCAGCUGAAUUUGCUGGGAGUAAAAUAAGUGGUGUUUUAGGAAUCACUGAACCCAAAUAUGCCAUGUACCAUGAAGAUGCUCAUAUACAAGCAAAGGAGGCGAGUUGA